GGCAACGCUUCACUUUCUUUACUUCACUUCUGAAGGUUCCUUCUCGGGUGGCGUCUCAGAUUUCUCUAGCUCUUGUCUUGUGCAACGAACAGCAAACGACUACCGGCAACAUGAAGCUGCUUGUGCUCCUCGCCCUGCUCCCAUGUGUCCUGGGAAGAGCUCCACUCCUCAACCAGGAGGCAAAGGAAAUCGUUGAGAACGAGUAUAUUGUUGUUUUCCACAGCAGUAUCAACACCACCACUCGUGCCAUGCAUAUGGACUACCUGCGCAGCUCGCUGAGAAUGAGCGAGGUGGACAAUACCGAAGUCAUGUUUGAGUACAACAUCGAGGGACCCACGCUGCAGUUCCGCGGCUACUCCGUGCGCACCAGUAUGUCAGUGAUCAACGGUCUGCUUGACGCACCCGAGGUCGACUACAUUGGACUGAACCAGAAGGCUCAUGCUCUGCAGACUUGCAACCGCCAGACCGAGGCUACUUGGGGUCUUGAGCGUAUUGCCAAGCCUGACCUUCCUCUGGCUGGUUACUACGAGGACCAGGAGGGAAACCAGGGUGCUGAUGUCGACGUCUACGUCAUUGACACUGGUGUCCGCACUACCCAUGUUGAGUUCGGAACUCGUGCUAAGUUCGGAUACGACUCUACCUCCCCACCAACCAGCCCAAUUGAGACUGACGACAAUGGCCACGGUACCCACGUUGCAGGCACCAUUGGAGGCUCAACAUACGGUGUUGCCAAGGCGUCUACUCUCAUUGGCGUCAAGGUCCUGAACCAGGCUGGUAGUGGAUCUUAUGCUGGUGUCAUUGCCGGUAUCGACUACGCAGCAACGGAGUGCCGCAGUGGAACCAGGAAGUGCGUCGGAAACAUGUCCCUUGGUGGUGGAUUCGACUCUGCUGUCAACGCUGCCACCGAUGCUUCUGUUGAUGCUGGUGUGUUCAUGGCUGUUGCCGCCGGAAACAGCUACGGUGCCAAUGCCUGCAACUACUCCCCAGCCUCUUCCAACAAGGCCACCACUGUUGGAUCGACUGACAACACCGACGCCCGCAGCGUGUUCAGCAACAUUGGAAACUGCAUCGAGGUCUUUGCCCCCGGUACCUCCAUCACCUCCGCAUGGUACACAUCUGACACUGCCACCAACACCAUCUCUGGUACCUCCAUGGCCUCUCCUCAUGUUGCUGGCGUCGGUGCCCGUGUCUUCAGCGCCAACCCAACCCUGACUGCCCCAGGUGUCGAGGCUGAGGUUCAGCGCAUUGCCGCCGUCAACAAGAUCUCCAACGUUGGUAGCGGCUCACCUAACCUGUUGGUGCAGGGAACCUGUGAUCUCCAGCCCCCACCAAACAUGUAAACAUCUCUUUCGAAAGAUCAUAUUCUUUAUGUUCGUAAACAUGCUUGAAUGUCCUCUCUCACUCUCCCACUACUUUCUCAGUAAUAUAAUUAUGUGGUUGAUCCUUGUUCUUUUUCUUUUUUAAAUUAGUCACACCCUGCGUGGAUUCUUAUUUUAAAAUACAUGUAGAAAUAUUAUGACAUCCUCUGAAACUCAUCUGCAUUAUUUGUGACAGAAAUUACGUAUUCAAGGAUAUAAUAUUGUCAUGUAAUUUUUAGUACUGUACGAAGAAUCGG
Messenger RNA from Sycon ciliatum, 1615 nucleotides. RefSeq names its product aqualysin-1-like. Gene Ontology annotation, biological process: proteolysis. Bases 111 to 1340 code for a protein of 409 amino acids. The record is from RefSeq and is a predicted model, not a curated record. The transcript is spliced from 16 exons. Gene Ontology annotation, molecular function: serine-type endopeptidase activity. Lineage: Eukaryota; Metazoa; Porifera; Calcarea; Leucosolenida; Sycettidae.